AUGGCGGACGGACUCAACGAGGCCCGCGCACUGCGAGUGGCUGAACUGAUGAACGACUACCGCACUCUGAUGAUGCAUAUCUCUCAGCAAAAUGUGGCCUCGAGGCCAGAAGAAUACAACGAAGAAGGAUUUGUAGUCGUCCGCGAAUGCCAGGCGGCUGCUCAGCGGUUAAUGGCUGCCAACUACCAGCCAGCGCCUGUGGUGGGCAGCAGCGGUGCCGAGACAGAGAAAGCGGAAUUACAAAGAGUCAUUAUCGACAGUAGUGCCCGUCGAUUUCAAGCACACAAGAUCUACCUUCGUGCAGCGGCCGCUCGACGAUGGGCGAUGUCCCGCGAGAGCGCUCUACGUGGCCAGGCGCCCACUGCAAACCAAGCCACUGCCUUGAAAGCGGCAAACACGGUGCUCCAGCAAGAACUCGCACGCAUCACCGAUCAGCACGUCGUUGCGGAUCUUCGCAAUGCGGACCUGCGGGCAGGUCAUUGGGUUGAUGACGACCCUUCUUUGGACGUGCUGCGUCGCUGGAUCCAGGGUCGGUAA
Messenger RNA from Penicillium chermesinum, 537 nucleotides. RefSeq lists its product as uncharacterized. Lineage: Eukaryota; Fungi; Ascomycota; Eurotiomycetes; Eurotiales; Aspergillaceae. The coding region runs from base 1 to 537 and encodes 178 amino acids. The transcript is spliced from 3 exons. The record is from RefSeq and is a predicted model, not a curated record.